AUGAGCUGUCGGAAAGCUGGAGUGCAAUGCGUUUUCAGUCCUCGAAGCCUCAUGGGUCGCCCAAGAGCGCGACGUCACCGAGGCAUCAGCCAGACUGAGAUGCAACGUGAAGCAUCCGCGGCACAGGCGGAGUGGGCCCCUGGUAUAUAUCCACCGCAGAUGGCCGGCCCCUAUCUCACCGGGGUGGACAUCUCUUUUGAUGAAGCGUGCCUCACGGGUGACAAACAACGCAGAUGUGAGACCGUUGGAGCGAUCAUUUCAUAG
Ramularia collo-cygni is the source of this 264-nucleotide messenger RNA. RefSeq lists its product as uncharacterized. Lineage: Eukaryota; Fungi; Ascomycota; Dothideomycetes; Mycosphaerellales; Mycosphaerellaceae. The record is from RefSeq and is a predicted model, not a curated record. Bases 1 to 264 code for a protein of 87 amino acids. The transcript has 3 exons.